UUUGACGUGGGGGAGGGGUCAAGAGGUUGGGGUGUGUACAAGGGACGAAGGCGCGUCCCUCUCGUUACGUCAUCAGCGCAAGCCCAGGAUCUCAGACACUAUCCCAAAACAUCCUUCACCAUUGUGGCCGAUACACCGGAGAACCUUCGACUAAAGCAGCAGAGCAAGAUGCAGAGUCAUGUGUUGUAUAAAGAGGAAUUUGAGAAGAACAAAGGGAAAGGCUUUAGCGUGGUAUCUGAUACACCAGAACUGCAGAGGGUUAAAAAGACGCAAGAUCAGAUCAGCAAUAUAAAAUAUCAUGAAGAGUUUGAGAAAAGUCGGAUGGGGGGAGAGGGCUUGACCACUGAUGCCUAUAGCAGUCAGGGCGUCCAGCCACUAACUCACUCUCCAAGCUACAACUAUGAUCCACAGCCAGUGCAUUUGGCUGCUGCUCCACAGCCCUCUGGUGGUGGGAAGCACUACAGGGCCAUAUAUGACUAUGUCGCUGCUGAUGAGGAUGAGGUAUCGUUUGCAGAUGGCGACUUAAUAGUGGACGUGCAACAGAUAGAUGAAGGCUGGAUGUUCGGACGCGUGGAGCGCACGGGACAGCAGGGGAUGCUCCCAGCCAACUACGUAGAGGCCAUGUAAAGGGGGUGGGGAGGGGAGGGAAGAAUAGAAAGAGAAAGCAUUUGAUUGAGCACAUCACAGUUCCCAUUAUGUCUCAAUUUGAGUUUAAGUUUUUAUUUUUUAAAUGACCCAGUGUGUCAUUAUUGAUUCAA
Molecule: messenger RNA, 758 nt
Organism: Labeo rohita (rohu)
Lineage: Eukaryota; Metazoa; Chordata; Actinopteri; Cypriniformes; Cyprinidae
Product: LIM and SH3 domain protein 1
Exons: 6
Cellular component (GO): focal adhesion
Molecular function (GO): actin filament binding
Source: RefSeq, a predicted model, not a curated record